Pocillopora verrucosa is the source of this 867-nucleotide messenger RNA. The record is from RefSeq and is a predicted model, not a curated record. NCBI's taxonomy places the organism in Eukaryota, Metazoa, Cnidaria, Anthozoa, Scleractinia, Pocilloporidae.
UUAUAGUAGAUGUAGUUAGGUGGUUGUUGGUGCUGCCGUUUUAUAUCAAAAAAUUUUUUAAAGUCAAAUCUUGACCUGACAUGGCUAAACGUGGGGCUGAGGUUGGAGAUGUUAAAAAUGAGGAAGGAAGGGCUUAUUCAGAACCAAUGUCCCAGAGAAGCAAUGUCGGCGAUGAACAACAAGUCAAUGAUAUGCAAGGGGUUAUGUUGCACAGUAGCAAUACUGGCAUAACACAACAACUUGAGGACGUUUCAGUCCCUAGUUAUGGCAUUGGAGCAACCACAACUCAAAGUUGUGUUAGAAUGGAGCCAAAGGAAAUAUCCAUUACGCAAUUAUUACAGCUUGUAGUACUGUUUGUCAUGGUUUUUCCCAAGGCCCUUCCAAAUGAUGUCGAAGAUGCCUAUGCACACUUCGGGGACAUGCUGGCGGUAAAACUGAAAAAAAAAAAUGAUUUCAAUCUGAUUGGCGCUGUUCCUGCUUCUUUAAAACCUGGCAAAGUUCAGGUGAGAGUAACAUCCUCAGCUGGUGACCAGCUUGGAGAAACUUGGUUUGAGUGUUUGGACGAGAUGCCAGAUAUGUUUGAGAGGCUGAUGGGCGAUCCCGACUUGCUGAGGUCAUUUUUCGCUCUCUGGAACGAACAUCAAGGAAGGCAAUAAAGCAAUAAUAUGCAUCCAUAUUUUUGGGUUAAGUUUUGUGCCGUGUAAACGAGCAGGAGCCUGAUGAUACCUGUCGUGACCGACCGGAGAUAGGGCCAGAUGAUCCGUAGCAAGACCCGUUAUCUGUCGGCGAAAGCUUGCAAUUUGACCAGCAUCCGUCCGCAGAAAAGACGGGACGAAGUGAAGAGACAAGCGGAAAUCGGAAAAGUGA